Papaver somniferum (opium poppy) is the source of this 2510-nucleotide messenger RNA. Its product is annotated as protein LYK5-like. Gene Ontology annotation, molecular function: ATP binding; protein kinase activity. The record is from RefSeq and is a predicted model, not a curated record. Bases 123 to 2147 code for a protein of 674 amino acids. NCBI's taxonomy places the organism in Eukaryota, Viridiplantae, Streptophyta, Magnoliopsida, Ranunculales, Papaveraceae. The transcript has a single exon. Gene Ontology annotation, biological process: protein phosphorylation.
UUUCUUCCACUGACUUAUUAAAUCAAUUAUAUUCAGAAAUGGAGGCUGGAGAAGCUUUUAGUGUUUGUUUUUUCUCUUUUGAAGAAGAAGCUCAUUCUCAUAUUUCCCUUUGCUCCUAAAUCAUGGACAAGGUUUCAUUCUCAAAAUCAAAAUCAAAAUUCACCCUUCUCAUCUCUUUACUCAAUCUACUACCAUUCUUCUUCUCUAUCUCAUCAAAUGCUCAACAGAUGUACGUUAACAACAAACAAAAUGACUGUUACACCAAAGAAACAUUACCAUUCACAAACGGGUUUCAAUGCAACAAUCCAAACAGAUCUACCUGCACUUCAUACCUUGUGUUCCGAUCUCAACCUCCAUACGAUUCUGCAACAACAAUCGGAUACUUACUGGGUUCAGAACCACCACAAAUCGCCAGAAUCAACAACAUCACAGACAUCGACAAGAUUCCACUGAACAACUUAGUCAUAGCUCCUGUAACUUGUUCUUGUUCAGGUAAAUAUUAUCAGCAUACUACUUUUUAUACAAUGAAAUAUACAGGAGAGACCUACUUCUUCACUGCUAAUAACACAUUCCAAGGUCUAACUACUUGUCAAGCUCUAAUGACUCAAAAUCCUCAACAUGAUAGUAGAAGUUUGACUGCUGGAAUGAACUUGACAGUUCCACUUAGAUGUGCUUGCCCUACUAAGAACCAAACAGCUGCUGGUUUUAAUUUUUUGCUCUCCUAUUUGGUUAAUUGGAAUGAUGAUAUUUCAACCAUUGCUGAAACAUUUGAAAAUGGUGUUACUGAGGAGAGUAUCAAUGAAGCCAAUGAGUUAUCUGCAGAUGACACUAUUUUUCCCUUCACCACUCUAUUGGUUCCGUUUAAGACAGAACCUAAAAUCAAACCGAAAACUCCAGGCUCUUUACCACCCGCAGCGCCUCCGGCUCCGGCUGACGAACCAGUUACUGAUAAUAAGCCUUCACCGAUGAAAUGGGUUGGAAUUGGAAUUGGAGCUGGUUUGUUUCUUUUAUUGCUUACUGGAUUUCUGGUUUGGUUCUUGUUAUGUCACCGCCGCCGGCGCACACGCUACCAUAGUGAGCCUGUGGCAGUGUCGGAAGUUAAAAAUGUAGUGGUAAUGGGUGGUAAGGAUUCUGAUGAUUAUGACUCUAAGAAGCAGGCAGGAAGUUAUGGAAACAAUUAUUCCUACACGUCGGUUUCGUCUGAGGGUGCUCGAUAUGCAAUGGAUUCUUUGAUUUUGUACAAGUUUGAAGAGUUGCAAAAGGCUACGGGGUUCUUCAGAGAAGAGAAUAGAAUUCAGGGGUCUGUGUACCGUGGUGUGAUUAAUGGCGAUGAUGCUGCUAUAAAGAAAACCAAGGGAGAUGUUACAAAUGAGAUCAAUAUUCUGAAACAACUCAAUCAUUCCAAUGUAAUCAGGUUAUCUGGUUUCUGUAAGCAUGAUGGAAACACAUAUCUUGUUUAUGAGUUUGUGGAAAAUGGCUCCCUGAGCAACUGGCUUCACAAUAAGCAUAAUCUUGGAUGGAAACAGCGAGCUCAAAUCGCGUAUCAGAUAGCUGACGGACUUAAUUACCUUCACAAUGACGCAAAUCCACCCUACAUUCACAAGGACUUGAAGAGCAGUAACAUCCUCUUAGACAGCAACUGGAGAGCGAAAAUUGCAAAUUUUGGUGUUGCUAGAAGUUUAGCACAGACCAACCUUCAAGAAGAAGAGGAUGAAGAAGCAGGAGGUAUGCAAUUGACCAGGCAUGUCGUUGGUACCAAAGGCUAUAUGGCACCGGAGUAUCUAGAGAGUGGUGUGAUUACUCCCAAGAUGGAUGUUUUCGCAUUUGGAGUGAUCAUUUUGGAGUUGUUAUCUGGUAAGGAAGCAGCUACUAUGUCUACAUUAGAUAAUGGGAAGUUGGGAGGAGAUGAAUUAUUGUCAGAAUCGGUUAAGGUGGUUCUUGAAGGAGAGAAUGUGAGAGAAAAGCUGGUAGGUUUCAUUGAUCCGUCAUUGAAGAAAGAGUAUCCCUUGGAUUUGGCAUUCUCCAUGGCCCAAUUAGCUAUGGAAUGUGUAUCUCCAGACAUGAACGCCCGUCCUUCGAUGCUCAAAGUGUUCACACAAUUGUCAAAGAUUCUUUCAUCAUCACUGGAUUGGGAUCCGUCAGUCUGAACUCACCUUAGCUCUUCAAGGUCUGUCUUUCAAAAUCCCAUGAAGAAUUCAACAGUAAUUCAAGUACAUCCUACACUCUGCUUGCAGUCUUGAUAUCAUAACCUUAAUUUUGUAAAGAAGUGAGCUAAUGAAGCUGCACAUAAUCUAGCACAUACUCAGCAAAAUAUCCACACCUGAUGGAUAUCUCCCCAGACCAGAUCCCUGCUCACAUUGUUCUCCCUCUCGGUGGCCUUUGUCUGCAUGGUGCCUUUAGCCUCCUUCUCACUUGUAUUUUUGGUUUUUCCUUCUUGUUGCACUCUGUUCUUUUAGAUGUCAGCUCAUAAAGAUAAAUAAAACGAAAUUCUGAGAUUCGUAUUCUGUUGA